GUCAUUUUAUACUAAUCGAGCGGCGAAGAUAGAAGAGAACAGAAAGGAUCAACUCCAGGCUGAGAAGGAGUUCAUUGAUCGCAUGAAUCAGAUGGAUACCACCGCUACUGCUUCCAACCCAUGGAGCGUCGUAGCCAAUCACAUAAACUUUUACAAGGAUCCUGCCAGCAGUGUAGCUGCUACCACGAGCAAUGGUAGUAAUAAAACAUCCAGUGAGAGGGCAGCUCAUAAGGAGCGUGAGGGCCAGAAGGAUGGUGGGAAUCAGACUCGGAUGAAGCAGCUAUUGCAGGAUCUGAGGAAGAAUGGUUUAAAUGUUAACCACCAUACCACUGCCGGUGUUGGUGCAUAA
Messenger RNA from Perkinsus marinus ATCC 50983, 349 nucleotides. RefSeq lists its product as hypothetical. The annotation marks the transcript as partial. The transcript has 2 exons. Lineage: Eukaryota; Perkinsozoa; Perkinsida; Perkinsidae. The record is from RefSeq and is a predicted model, not a curated record.